Molecule: messenger RNA, 2196 nt
Organism: Acanthosepion pharaonis
Lineage: Eukaryota; Metazoa; Mollusca; Cephalopoda; Sepiida; Sepiidae
Source: the annotation of a GenBank genome assembly
AUGUAUCAUCUAUCCUUAACCAUUUUCUCCUUAUUCUUUCAUAUCUAUCUAUCUAUUAUCAAUCUAUCUAUCUAUCUAUCUAAGGCUUUAUCUAUCUAUCUAUCUAUCUAUCUAUCUUCAUUCAUCUAUCAGGUCUGUUUGUUCUUAUCUAUCUAUAUAUCUAUCUAUCUAUCAGGUCUCUUUGUCUGUUCUUAUCUAUCUAUCUAUCUAUCUAUCAGGUCUGUUUGUUCUUAUCUAUCUAUAUAUAUCUAUCUAUCUAUCAGGUCUUUUGUCUGUUCUUAUCUAUCUAUCUAUCUAUCUAUCUAUCUAUCAGGUCUGUUUGUUCUUAUCUAUCUAUAUAUCUAUCUAUCUAUCAGGUCUUUUGUCUGUUCUUAUCUAUCUAUCUAUCUAUCUAUCUAUCUAUCUAUCUAUCAGGUCUGUUUGUUCUUAUCUAUCUAUAUAUCUAUCUAUCUAUCUAUCUAUUCAUCUAUCUAUCUAUCUAUCUAUCUGUCUAUCUGUCUGUCUGUCUAUCAGGUCCGUCUGUCUGUUUGUUCUUAUCUAUCUCUCUAUCUAUCUAUCUAUCUAUAUAUCAGGUCUGUCUGUCUGUUCUUAUCUAUCUAUCUAUCUAUCUAUCUAUCUAUCUAUCUCAAUAUGUUCAGAUCUCUCUAUCUAUCUGUCUCUCUAUCUAUCUAUCUAUCAGGUUUGUCUGUCUGUCUCAUCUAUCUAGCAGGUUUGUCUGUUUGUUCUUAUCUAUCUAUCUGUCAGGUCUGUCUUUCUGUCUUUUCUUAUCUAUCUAUCUAUCUAUCUAUCUAUCUAUCUAUCUAUCUAUCUAUCUAUCUAUCUAUUCAUAUUUAUUUAGCUAGAUAUUUAUCAUCUCUAUUCAUAUCUAUCUAUCUAUCUAUCUAUCUAUUACAUUCUAUCACAUUCUAUUCAUAUCUAUUUAUCUAUCUAUCUAUCUAUCUAUCUAUCUAUCUAUCUAUCUAUCUAUCUAUCCCUGUCCAUUCAUAUCUAGCUAGUCUGUUUAUUAUCUAUUUGUUCAUUAUCUAUCUAUCUAUCUAUCUAUCUAUCUAUCUAUCUAUCUAUCUAUCUAUCUGUCUGUCUGUCUGUCUGUCUGAAUCUGUUCAUUAUCUAUCUAUCUAUCUAUCUAUCUAUCUAUCUGUCUGUCUGAGUCUGUCUAUCUAUCUAUCUAUCUAUCUAUCUGAGUCUGUUUAUUUCAUUUUAUCUAUCUAUCUAUCUAUCUAUCUAUCUAUCUAUCUAUCUAUCUAUCUAUUUAUCUAUCUGUCUAUCUAUCUAUCUGAAUCUGUUAUUAUCUAUCUAUCUAUCUAUCUAUCUAUCUAUCUAUCUGUCUGUCUGUCUGUCUGUCUGUCUAUUUGUUCAUUAUCUAUCUAUCUAUCUAUCUAUCUAUCUAUCUAUCUAUCUAUCUGUCUGUCUGAGUCUGUUUAUGAAUCUGUUCAUCUAUCUAUCUAUCUAUCUAUCUAUCUAUCUGAGUCUGUUUGUAUCUAUUUGUUCAUGAUCUAUUUAUCUAUCUAUCUAUCUAUCUAUCUAUCUAUCUGUCUGAAUCUGUUCUAUCUAUCUAUCUAUCUAUCUAUCUGUCUGUCUGUCUGUCUGUCUGUUUAUCUAUCUGUUUAUCUAUCUAUCUAUCUAUCUAUCUAUCUAUCUUUAUCUAUCUAUCUAUUUCAGUCUGUUCAUAGAUAUCUAUUCCUCAACAUCUGUUUAGAUAUCUAUUCUCAUCAUCUGUUCUAUCUAUCUAUCUAUCUAUCUAUCUAUCUAUCUAAAUCUGUUCAUAUCUGUCUAUCUUUUCAUAUCUAUCCGUCUCUAUAUAUUUCUUAUCUAUCUAUCUAUCUAUCUAUCUAUCUAUCUAUCUAUCUAUCUUUAUUCGUAUCUAUCUCAGUCUGUUCAUAUCUAUCUGUCUAUUUAUCUCAGUUUGUUCAUAUCUAUCACUUUUCAUAUCUCUCUAUCUGCUACUGUUUUGUUCAUAUCUAUCUAUCUAUCUAUCUAUCUAACUAUAUAUCUAUAUAUCUCAAUAUAUCCUUUUCGUGGUUAUUUUCAUUAUUUCUCAAACUAUUUUUUCACUCUCUCUUUUUACACUCGGUGGCCUUUGCCUCUCCCCCUUUCUCUCUCUCUCUCUCUCUCUCUUUCUCUCUCUCUCUCUCUUUUUAUUUCUUUAUUUUUCGCUCUACUAAUGAAACACCGAACGAGUUGGGUUUUUUUUUAUGA